This is a messenger RNA of Pocillopora damicornis (cauliflower coral), 4735 nucleotides long. Its product is annotated as 1-phosphatidylinositol 4,5-bisphosphate phosphodiesterase zeta-1. Gene Ontology annotation, molecular function: phosphatidylinositol-4,5-bisphosphate phospholipase C activity. The record is from RefSeq and is a predicted model, not a curated record. Lineage: Eukaryota; Metazoa; Cnidaria; Anthozoa; Scleractinia; Pocilloporidae. Gene Ontology annotation, biological process: phosphatidylinositol-mediated signaling; phosphatidylinositol metabolic process; release of sequestered calcium ion into cytosol.
GUAUUUGCGUGCUUUUGUGUAGUGUCUUUGACUUUUAAUUCUUCCAAUUUCCUUAGGGACUUAUCAAGUGUCUCUCUAAUUGAUCCUUCCUGUUUAUAAAUGAUUUAAGCUUAGUCAGACACUUGUCUUUUUGGCGGGCAAAACGACGAAGCUGCUCACUUGUCAUAGGUCUGCAAAGUUUAAAUAACAAUCUGGCCGACAUGAAAGCAAUGGAAAGCUUUCAAAACGCCUUUGGGAAAAUUUAGGCUCCAAUAGUAACUUUUAUUGUCUGUGGAGAAGAUUGAACGAUGUCGUACAAUGCGAUGUAAUCUCGAGCCUGCACAAUGAAUUAUUUAGAGGGAAGAGUCACAAGGAGCUUGGAGCGGCAGAGAAGCAGAACUACGUUCUCCCAAGAAUCAACUGCAGUUGUGAAGAGUGGAUAUUUGUGGAAGAUUUCUCAUCACCCAGGGAGAACUUCAUCUCGAAGCAGAUACUUUGUCCUAACCAAGAGCUCCCUGGAUCAUUUCAGAAACCAUAACAGGGAAAAACUCAAGGGAAGUCUUCCAUUGGCUGCCAUAGAUGCUGUGGAGAAGCUGCGAGAAAUUAACAACUCCUUAAAGAUCACUGGCCCCUUUAAACAUCCACUGAUUUUACAAGCGUCUGGAAUAAAAGAAUGUCAAGAAUGGAUAGAGGCCAUUGAGAAUGGAAUUCAGCAGUGGUGUUUAGAUUCUGAUGCAAACUCAUCUUUGCAUAAGGAAGAUGAAAUAGAUAGCUUACAAUGUUCUUUGAAUGCUGCACCAAAGAUGAAGAUGCUCUAUCCUUCUUUGUUUUGCCCUGUUGGUGAUGGAGUUUUGAUUUCAGCCGCCAGUGAGCUUCAUCAGGAGUUUCCAAUGAUAAAGUAUGCACGUAUUGGGAGGUCAAUUCCACAUGAAAGAGUAUUUAAGCUUGACAAAGACAACUUGCAUAUCAUGUGGAAGAAAAGGGGAAAAGGUCAUAGCUUUUCUUUUACCAACACUUUGUGUUUAGACAGGGUUAUUGAGGUACGCUGUGGUCAACAAACCAAAAACUUUGUCAAGUUUCCUUACAAUGAAGUUGAGGAGCAGUCUUUCUCACUCAUGUUUGAGAAACAACAAGGGGAAUGGAGUCAGUUAUGUUCCUUGGAUCUUAUUUGUGACUCAGAAAAAGCUUAUGAGAAGUGGACAAGUGCAAUGAGAGAGGUUAUUUACAGCAGAGAUCAAAGAGUAAACAGGCACAAAUUUGAUGGUGUAGAUCCAAUUGUCCUCUGGUUAAAAAGGCACUGGUCAGUAAUGUCAUCACGACACAGCAAGGGAAUUUCCGUGGACCAAGCUUUGUCUUUUGCUCAACAAUGCAGUGGAGCUAAACGGAAACUGAUGAGAAAUUACGUUAAGGAUGUACUUGAGGCUCAGUGUGGAAUGGCUCAGCAUAAUGAGAAUCUGCUGUGGAACUCCUUUGUAAUGCUGUUCAACUCUCUAAAUAAACAACCAAAGUUGUACGAGAUGUUUUGUAAGUAUGCAAAGGAAUACCCUGACCUUGGUAUGACACCAGCUGAGUUUGCAGAAUUUCUUAACAGAGAGCAAGAGGAAACACUCAGUCUAGCUGCUUGUGCGAGGCUGAUGUCAGCUCAUGACAAAUUUCACAUGAUAUUCAAGCAGAGAUGUGCAGGAGACAAUCCAGAUUUCUUCAGAUUGAGUAAAUCUCUUCUGUCAUAUCAUGGAUUUUUAAGUUAUCUCAGAAGUGAAGACAACUCUGCUGUCAAUCCAGAAGAGAAAACUGUCCACCAAGACAUGGAUCAGCCUCUGUCUGAUUAUUUUAUCAACUCAUCUCACAACACCUAUCUCACUGGACGACAACUGAAAGGCAAAUCCAGUCUUGAGGCUUAUGUAAGAGCUCUAUUACAGGGCUGUCGCUGUCUUGAACUUGACUGUUGGGAUGGCCCAGACGAGCCUGUGAUAACACAUGGACUUACACUCACAUCUAAAGUCAGGUUCAGAGAUGUGGUGCAAGUUAUUAAGGAGUAUGCCUUUGAGACAACAGAUUUUCCUUUGAUUUUGUCCCUAGAGAAUCACUGCUGUGAGCAACAACAAGCGAUCAUGGCUGACAUUUUUGUCUCUGAGCUUGGUGAUAUGCUGGCAACAAAUAACCUCUGUGAUGAGAUGAGUAUCAAUACUCUUCCUUCACCAAAUCAGCUCAAGAGAAAAAUUCUGUUGAAAGGCAAGAUUAAAGUCAAGAAAAAGCACAAGAUAUCAACUGCCAUUACUCCUAUAAUCUCGGGUCUUACUCCAAGGGUAAAGAAGACCAGCAGAGUGCUAGUUUCAAGUCAGUCUGAAGCAAUGUUGGCAAGAACACCUUCAUCACAGUCACUCGGUACUAGAUUGAGAUCUUCAACAACAACCACAUUGACAGAUGACAAGAGCUCAACAAGUGAAGAGCAGUAUCACAUAGUCCCAUUAGAAGAUGCCAUGGGAAAACUGAUUGUGUAUAUGCGUGCAGUUCCUUACAAGAGGAGUGAAGUCUCUGGUGACUGCUGUGAGAUGUACUCAUUUAAUGAUGGAGCAGCACAAGAUGCCAUUACAGGGCAUCCAAGAGAUAUUUUGUAUUUGGCUAACAAGCACAUUGUCAGGACAUAUCCCAAAGGUUCAAGAGUGGACUCAUCAAACUAUAAUCCCCAGACCAUGUGGAAUGCUGGUAUUCAAAUGGUGGCAAUUAAUUUUCAAAAACCAGAUUUUAGCAUGCACCUAAACCAAGGAAAGUUCAGGAAGAAUGGAGGAUGUGGUUAUAUUUUAAAACCUGAUUCUUUGAGAAACAGAGAGAAGUCAAAUUAUCACCCAAUGAUUAAGGAAAGUCCCAAGAAUGGAAAAUCAUGUUACUUCACCAUUGAGGUGUUAUCAGGGCAAUAUUUGCACUUGGAUCAGGACUCUUAUCUUCCAAUUCGUGUUGAUAUUGAGAUAGUUGGUGUCCCACAGGAUUGUGCAUCGCUUAGCACAGAGCCAACUAUGGACAAGCUGAAUCCCCAGUUUGAAAAUGCCAAGCGUCUCUUUAAAAUAAUCAUGCCGGAAUUGUGUCUGGUUUACUUCAAAGUCCAUCUGCUGAACAGAAACAAAAGCAGAAUUAUUUUUCAAAAUGUACUUUCUUUGGACAGUCUUAGACCAGGACUUCACUACAUCCGACUGCGAAGUCCAACAGGUGUUGAGAUUCCCCACAGUGGUCUGUUUGUCCGUAUAAAGCUUCAAGAAUUUGAGCCAUCCUCUUGUAUUGUAAAGGGAACCUCACGAGAGAGACUCCUUACAUUUUAGAUUUACCUCAAAUCUGUUAAUUCUUUCACUCCCCAGAUCUCUUGGAUAAUUCUCCUUACUGUCUGCCAAACAAUUCUUAUGAUCUUAGUUCGGAGAAUUUGGUAUUGUAUCAAUUAUUGAUCUCCUUAUUGAUGUUAUUCUCUAUUCUCGUUAUUUGUUUGCUUGACAUUGUAUUGAUAUUGUAAGGAGAAAUUCUAUCUUGGUCACUGAUGGGAGUUAAGGGAUUAACGUAUACUGCUAUGUCAAAUUUUGCUAUUUAGUUUCGUUUUUAUUGUAAUCUAUAUUAGAUACCGUUCUGAUCUGGACUGAUAAUUCUAGAAGAAAGAUAUUUAUUUAUUUUUAAUUUUUCAAUUUCUCAUGGGGAAUCGUUUGGAAAAUGAACUAAAUGAAAGGAUAAUGUCAGAUCAAACUUAGGUUCUUUUUUUGAGUUUGUGCGUCGGAGGAAGUUUUGUUUUUGCUUGUUUCUUUUAUUAUGUUGUGUUUCUUGGCAUGUUUGUUUUGCUAGAGUUUUUUUACUCUGUAAAGCGCCCGACCACUCUGUAUUCCUUAUUCAUGCCACUUGACAGUUCUUAUCGUAGAGCGCGCGAUGUUCUCAAAAGAUUGACCUCGUUUAUUAUCGAAAGUUAAGAUUAAAUGUUCAACUAAACGAGAUUUCUUUGCUAAAUAGAAUUUUUCCCUAGGUACUCGUCAGCCGAAAGUGAGCAAUGUGACAACCACACGAGUAAGGUCUUUUGUGACUGUAAAAUCCUUGAACAUAGUGAUUUUAAAGUGAGUGUCGUAAACCACUACCAAAGUUAUCACAACAACCAAUCAGAACAAAGAAAUAAGCAAAAGGAGUCAAUCAAAUUUCAAAGUUUAACUAGCAAACUGCCAGAAGCGCGGGAAAACGCGGGUAACCAAAACCUGGGCAAUCAAAGAUGCGAAUCUCAGGUUCGCCGUUUAAUUGAAAAUUACUUUUAAUUACUUUUAGUCAAGAAACAGCAAAAAUUUAGAUUUAGCCUAAUUCUAGCCAGUUCACAAAAUGGGAUAAACCAUCCUCAAUGUACUGAAAUUAAAAUUGGAGCUGUAUCAUGGUAGAGAAAUAGUAUGAACACUAUUGAUGAUUGUUGAACAUGACACAAUAGCUAGAUCAUGCUUUUACAGGGAGGGAAAUAAGAUAUUUAAUUGUCUAAAUUAACUUGAUCGAGAACACAGUAAUUACUUGUACAUAUUAUUUUAUUUAGUUUUCACGUAUUUAUUGGCGUUUUCAUUCAUCUACGAUUUUAAUGUACUAUUGAAUCAUACUUCUCAAAGUCUUGAGAAAAUAAUAUUUUGGAACGCGAAUCUUAUUUUUUAUGAUAGGAUGUGAAGAUUGUACAAAUGACUCUGUUUUAAACAAUCAGAAUUACACUUAUAUUUUGUAAUAUAUUAUGUUGUAGAAAUAAAACGUCUUUCACCUUUGA